GCUGCACUCUGUCUCUUAAGUCUGUAAGUAUAUCAUAUCCUAGUAAUCCAGGGAUAUUUCAGUAUCCAUACCAGACUGCUAGAGUGGUUUCAUGAACUCAAUAACCAAUACUUUAAAAUAGGAAAGGUUUGUGCACAUACCAAGUUCGGUUAAUCCCGUCAUACUGAAAAUGGAAUCACUCCCUCUAGCAACAGGACCAGAGGUGCUUAUACGUUCGCCAACGAAUACAUAAACAUGUCUGAAAGAGUAUCGCAUCUCUGUGCGACAAACAUUGGUCAAAUCAGGAUAGCAAGCUUACUAGGGUCGACGCUUGGACCUGCCUGCAUUAUUUGUGGUAGGUAACGGGCCACAGGAACUUUGCGCGCACGUGGUCGCACAGUGUAAACAAAGGCCCCUCCGUCAAGAUGAGGUUCUUCAACCCAUAUUUACUCCGCAACCACUACCCCUGCCACUCGGACCAUUCUUACACAGAGUUCAUCUAUUCUGACUCUAACACCGACGUAACAAUGUCAUCUUCGAGUUACUCAACCUCUGCCACUCAUGCCACAGAGCAAGAAGAGCGCAAGAAUCAGCUACGAUCGCUCUCUUCCAUCAAACAGAAGCAUCCUGAGGCCUUCCGUAACCGCACAGUGAUCUCUGAGAUUCCAAACAGACAAACUACUCCUGACAGAAAAGUUCCCUCCCACGAAGUGGCCUUUGGCUCAACCUACGAUGGGCGCACACCCCACAAACCUGGGAUGCACAUUCUAAUCAAGGACGAAGGAGUGUUCGAUUCCGACAUCAAACGAUGGGUUCGCAAUGAAUUCAAAGAGAACGUCCUACGCAACUAUCCUAUCCUGGAAUUCGUUCGGAGUGUCUGGAACUACGCUCCAGAUGAUAUCCCAGGCGAUGGUUAUGUCAUUCCUGGAAAUUUGCGCUCAUGGUACCUGAAGUCUGGAAGAUACGUAAAGAGCGGUUUGGAGAACGAGAGAUACAGCGAAUACGCUGGGGAGGCGUCUGCGUCUCAUUGUUUCCAGGCGUUAUUCAGGGAUCUCGCUAGAAUCGUGCAAGAGAAAAGGGAAGAGCAGGAUGCUGCAGCUGCCGAGGCACUCAGGGCCUCACGAUUUCCAGGUGUUAUGCGAUUUCUCCAAGAUCGUCCACUUGUAGGAAAGGGAGCGAAGCUGAAGCCUGACUUUGGUUAUGCGGCAUUGCCAGAGCGUUCCGAGGACCCAAUUGCCUGGGAGCCCCUUGGGCUUUUCGGCGAACUGAAAAAGACGGAUAAAGGAGUAGACCGUCCGCCCGAGGUAGACAUCCCAAUAUGUCUUUCAGAGUUGUUGAAGAAGCCCAAGCCUGCCAAGAAGGCGACUCAUCCAAGUCCUCCUUCUGCCUCCUCAAAGGGGAAAAAGCGUGCGGAGCCCGACACCCCCCUUGAACAAGGACCAUCUUCCAAACAGUUGAAGAGUGGCCAUAUAGGAUCCACAAACUCGUCAAGUGCGAGUCACAGGCGUUUAAAACCGAAAGGCAAGGCUACAAGGAAGGUCAACCGUAAGGUGCAAAGAGCAGGAGAUGUCAUCUCCACUCCCGCAUCAAAAGUGGAACGGUCAUCUAGCCAGGUAUCUCAGACUGCGGCUGUCUCAGCAACGGCUGACCCUGCUCAACAGGGCCAAUCGCUUGACUCGGAACUCGAAGAAAUAAUUAUGAAAAUUGAAUCAAGGGAGAAGUCGAUCAAGAACUUAACAGGCCACGAGGUUCAGGCAGCCAAAUACUUGAACGAAUUACUAUCUCACGGGGCGCGAAACUACGCGACCGGCUUCCUUGUUGAGAAUACGAAGAUAAGUCUCUGGUAUGCUGAUCGUUUGGGAAUCAUGAAGUCCGUGCAAUUCGACUUCCUCGAGGAACCUCAUUACCUCCUCUUGAUGGUGGCCGCCAUCAGCUCAGCCGAUGAUGCAGCCCUCGGAUUUUGUCCCCUGAUCGUCGAUGUGCCACGCGAUCACAUUGGGUAUGCUGGUGCGAAGCUUAGAAUCCCCGACGCUCGCGACGUCAAUAACGGAAAUAUCGAUACCAUUGAGCUCGAUCUCGAUGCAGACGGCGAGAGAGAAAUUCUAACAGCGUACGGAACGGUAGGUCGUGGAACGACAGUAGUUCCUGUCACGACUUCCGGACGUACUCGAGACCUCUUCGGAUCCGAUAAGCUCGUCGUCAAGAUGUCCUGGCAGCCGGUUAACCGGCGUGAGGAGGGCCAUAUCCGACAUAUACGAAGAACAUUAGCGAAUAGCGACAACCAAGUAGCACGAGACGCGCUCGAGUUUAUUGUAGAUCUCAAGUGCUCAGUGGCGCUGCAGAUGGAUAAUCCGGCUCUCGACUUUCCCCGUGUUUGCAUGGACAUGCCUAUGCCAAAUGAUGAGCUGCGGGAUUUUCGAAUGCUCGCCCUCAGAGAGUACCUUCCUCUCGAUUUCAUCGACACGGUUGAGGAGUUGGUGCAAGUAUUUCGGGACGUUAUCACAGGUCACAACUGGGCUUGGGUGAUCGCGAACGUCCUUCAUCGUGACAUAAGCGUGAGCAACGUUAUGUUUCACAGACGAGAUGGCCGCGUCAUUGGCGUGCUUUGCGACUGGGACCUCGCUGAAACGAGGGAAUUCCUUGGUGAAGACGAUCUGACGUGCGUGGAUGAGGAAGAGCUACAAAGUGUCAACAGGAUGAAGCUAAAAGGCCAAAGACGUCAGCCUGCUGGCCCUUCGGAGAUGGAGACCAACGAGGUCAGAUAUGUUGCCACUCAAGAUGACGAUAGUGUUGAUGUGACUGAUGUCAUUGCUCGUCGACGAAGAGCGAAAUACCGAACUGGAACUGGGCCGUUCAUGGCCCUUGAACUACUCGGAUCAUCGGAUAAGACUCCGACGCAUUUGCACCGUCACGACCUGGAGUCCUUUUUCUGGGUUCUUACGUGGUUUUGUUCAACACACAAUCCUGACACUCACACCUCCCGUCGAGUUGGUGAAUGGAUGCAUCCAAAACUGUCACACAUUGCCUCAGCCAAGCAGGCUUUCCUAUCGAACGAAAAGGCACGCGACGAGAUCUACGCCAAGCAGAAACAUUCGGAAUACGAUUCCUUGAUUUCAGGCGGCCUGGACAGAUUGCGCUCGGCCUUUAAUGCUGUCAGGCUCAAAAUCGAUGUGGUCAAACAUCAAAGGAACGAGCUCAUGCGCGCACUGAUAGACGACAACUCUGAAUGGAUAGAGGAAUGCAGAGAAAGCAUGACAAUGGAAUUGAGAGCCUUAGAAAGACUUGUUUCGUUCAGAAAAUUUAUGCAAUACCUUACUCUGUAGAAUAGGAUACCACACUUCCCUUCAUCAUCAAUUAUUUAUCGACCCUAAUUCAUGUAGUAAAAUUGAGAUGACUUCUGACAAGAAGAUCGUUUGAACUAGUACUAUAAGUUGCAUGUUGCGAAUUAUAGUCG
This is a messenger RNA of Somion occarium, 3433 nucleotides long. The record is from the annotation of a GenBank genome assembly. Lineage: Eukaryota; Fungi; Basidiomycota; Agaricomycetes; Polyporales; Cerrenaceae.